Lagenorhynchus albirostris (white-beaked dolphin) is the source of this 3987-nucleotide messenger RNA. RefSeq names its product amine oxidase copper containing 3 (gene AOC3). Gene Ontology annotation, molecular function: quinone binding; primary methylamine oxidase activity; copper ion binding. Bases 157 to 2448 code for a protein of 763 amino acids. Gene Ontology annotation, cellular component: early endosome; plasma membrane; Golgi apparatus. The transcript has 4 exons. Gene Ontology annotation, biological process: response to antibiotic; amine metabolic process. The record is from RefSeq and is a predicted model, not a curated record. Lineage: Eukaryota; Metazoa; Chordata; Mammalia; Artiodactyla; Delphinidae.
CUUCCCAUCCUCAGUCUCCAUUGCGUCGCAAUACUGAGAACCUCAGCCAGAGUCUAGGAGCCCCCAGUACAGGGAGCAAAAGAGACCCUCUUCUGCUGGACUGAGAAUACAAGUCUCCACUUUGGUUCAAUCCUCUGUCUCUACGUUCAUGGGACAAUGAACCAGAAGACCACCCUGGUGCUCCUCGCUCUGGCUGUCAUCACCAUCUUUGCCCUGGUGUGUGUCUUGCUAGCUGGCAGGGGAGGAGAUGGUGGUGAACACAGCCUGCCUCCCCUCUGCCCCUCCGUAUCACCAAGUGCCCAGCCGUGGACACACCCUGGCCAGAGCCAGCUGUUUGCAGACCUGAGCCGAGAAGAGCUGACAGCUGUGAUGAGCUUUCUGACCCAGAAGCUGGGGCCAGGCCUGGUGGAUGCAGCUCAGGCCCAACCCUCAGACAACUGCGUCUUCUCGGUGGAGCUGGAGCUGCCCCCCAAGGCUGCAGCCCUGGCCCACCUGGACAGGGGGAGCCCCCCGCCUGCCCGGGAGGCACUGGCCAUCGUCUUCUUUGGCGGACAACCCCAGCCCAAUGUGACUGAGCUGCUGGUGGGGCCGCUGCCGCACCCCUCCUACCUGCGGGACGUGACUGUGGAGCGUCACGGGGGCCCCCUGCCCUAUCACCGACGCCCCGUGCUCAUGCGAGAGUACCUGGACAUAGACCAGAUGAUCUUCAACACAGAGCUGCCCCAGGCUGCUGGUCUCCUCCACCACUGCUGCUUCUACAAGCACCAAGGAGGGAACCUGGUGACCAUGACCACAGCCCCCCGUGGCUUGCAAUCAGGGGACAGGGCCACCUGGUUUGGCCUCUACUACAACAUCUCAGGGGCUGGGUUCUUCCUGCACCCCAUAGGUUUGGAGCUUCUGGUAGACCACAAGGCUCUGGACCCUGCUCGCUGGACCAUCCAGAAGGUGUUCUUUCAAGGCCGCUACUAUGAGAGUCUGGCCCACCUGGAGGAGCAGUUUGAGGCCGGCCUGGUGAAUGUGGUGGUGAUCCCAGACAAUGGCACAGGUGGGUCCUGGUCCCUGAAGUCCAAGGCGCCUCCGGGUCCGGCUCCCCCGCUGCAGUUCCAUCCCCAGGGCCCCCGCUUCAGUGUCCAGGGGAGUCGAGUGGCCUCCUCACUGUGGACUUUCUCCUUUGGCCUCGGAGCUUUCAGUGGUCCAAGGAUCUUUGACAUCCGAUUCCAGGGAGAACGGCUGGCUUACGAGAUCAGCCUCCAAGAGGCCUUGGCUGUCUAUGGUGGAAAUUCCCUGGCGGCAAUGCUGACCCACUAUAUGGACGGCAGCUUUGGUAUGGGCAAGUACGCCACACCCCUGACCCGUGGGGUGGACUGCCCCUAUCUGGCCACCUACGUGGACUGGUACUUCCUUUUGGAGUCCCAAGCCCCCAAGACACUACCUGAUGCCUUUUGUGUGUUUGAGCAGAACCAGGGCCUGCCCCUGAGGCGACACCACUCAGCUUUUCACUCCCACUAUUUUGGGGGCCUUGUGGAGACAGUGCUGGUCUUCAGAUCUGUGUCGACCUUGCUCAACUACGACUAUGUGUGGGAUAUGGUCUUCCACCCCAAUGGGGCCAUCGAAGUCAAAUUCCAUGCCACAGGCUACAUCAGCUCAGCGUUCCUCUUUGGAGCUGCCCGAAGAUAUGGAAACCAGGUUGGGAAGCACACGCUGGGCACCGUCCACACCCACAGUGCCCACUACAAGGUGGAUCUGGACGUGGGAGGACUGGAGAACUGGGUCUGGGCUGAGGACAUGGCUUUUGUCCCUACGGCGGUACCCUGGAGCCCCAAGCACCAGAUACAGAGGCUGCAGGUGACCCAGAAGCUGCUGGAGACAGAGGAGCAGGCCGCCUUCCCCCUGGGAGGUCCCUCCCCUCGCUACCUGUACCUGGCCAGCAAUCACAGCAACAAGUGGGGGCACCCGAGGGGCUACCGCAUCCAGACAGUCAGCUUUGCUGGGGAGCCUCUGCCCCAGAACAGCUCCAUGGAGAGAGCCUUGAGCUGGGCAAGGUACCAGCUGGCUGUGACCCAGCGGAAGGAGGCGGAGCCCCGCAGCAGCAGUAUCUUCAAUCAGAAUGACCCCUGGGCCCCCACCGUGGACUUUGCUGACUUCAUCAACAAUGAGACCAUAGUUGGAGAGGACUUGGUGGCCUGGGUGACAACCGGUUUCCUGCACAUCCCCCAUGCAGAGGACAUUCCCAACACAGUGACUGUGGGGAACAGCGUGGGCUUCUUCCUCCAACCCUACAACUUCUUUGACCAGGACCCCUCCGUCGAUUCUGCUGACUCCGUCUACUUCCGGGAGGACCAGGAUGCUGGGGCCUGUGAGGUCAACCGCCUGGCUUGCCUCCCCCAGGCUGCGGCCUGUGCCCCCCACCUCCCUGCCUUCUCCCACGCGGGCUUCUCCCACAACUAGGUGGAUGGGGAAUGUGGUUGGGACCCCAGUGCCAGGGAGUGUGGGGAGGGGAGGGGAUGGGCACUGGGCAGGGCAGCCUAUGUCUUCUCCCUCGUCACAUCUUGGGGGUCUUCUUUCUCCCAUCGUCCUCCCUUCCCUCCCCCUUCCUUCUGGAAGCAUCCUGAGUCUGUGAUGCCUGACACAGGGGGCUCUCAGCUCUGUUGACCCCAGACCUGCUAAGUUCCUCUUGCAGAGAGGAAAGGAAUGGCCAGCCAGGAGCUUGGAGUCAUGGUUAAACUUUCCAGAAGACUCCUGUUUUGGGUGUUUUUUGUUUUGUUUCCUUUUAUUUUGCUUUCUGGUUUCCCAAAUCUUCUUAGCCAUCCCAGGUUUCUCUUGAGACUCCUGAGUCCUCACUUGGGAGGUGAGGAUGGGGGGCUCUGCUAUGGGGGUAAGCACCGGGAGGCCGUGGGGCAGGGUUCCAGCCAGGCCCGUGAAUCUAGGAAUCAAGCUGGAAGGGGCUCUUUCGCCCAUGUUUCCUUCUCUCUCUCUCCCCUCUUGCCUAGCCUCCUCCAGUUCCCACCUGUUCUUAUAUCCUGGGAUUUCCCUCCCAGCCCUGAGGGGAUGUUACCCAGCCCUCAUUUCUCACCUCUGGUCUCCUCUCCUGGUUCUAGGCCUGUGGAAGUCUCAAAAUGCAAGGGACAUCUAGUGUGAGAGGACAGUCCCCGUCUGUGUCCCUGUGUCUGGGAGCUGCCCCUACCCCCAGUCCUGGGGCAGGAUGUGUUUCCCCACAGUUCUUUCUGCCCAUUUGUAUAGGCCUGCCUUGCAUUCUCUGGCAGAGGAUGGUCAUGGAGACAGCAGCAGAUCAAGUUAGCACUUUAGAUGGCUUUGCGGGUGCAGUGGUAAUGAGGAGUGGUCAUUUUGUGCCAAGUCUGUGCGUGACCAGUGCCCUCUGUCCUCUGCAGUAGCCAAUAUGGGAGGCUGGGUGGACACCAAGGAUGAGAAGCAGGAACACCAGGGACUCCAGUCAUAGGGCCAGGGGUCCAAUCACGUGUGAGCAUGCAAAUGAGCCAAGGCCUCUGGGGGUGGAGCCUCCCCGGCAGGUUGUCCAUGUGGAGGGGUGGGUGGGAGCAGUCUGGAUUGGGGGUCCCUCUACAAAGAGCCAGAGACGGGAAGCAGCAGAACUGUCGUCCCUCAAAGACUGAUUACAUAAAUUCUGAUGCAGCCUUACAAAGCAAUACUACACAGCUGUAAAACUAAUUAUAUCUCUUUAUAGGGAAUAAUCUUCCAAUGAACAAGGAGAGGCACAAAAUUGUGUAUAGGGCACUUCCAUUUGUGUUUUACAGGGAAGGAUCAUAUAAAUACAUAUUUUCAUAUCUUAUAGAUGCAUAUUCGGAAGACACGGGUAACACUGGUUGCCUCUGUGGAGGGGAACCAGGAAGCUGGGACAGAGGAGGGAGGAGACUUAGUACUAUACACCCUUUUGUACGUUUGAAUUUUGAACCAUGAGACUGUAUUACCUAUUCAUUUAUUAUUAUUCAAAUAAUAAAUGGGCCCAAACAA